AUGGAAGCAAAUAACACUUCACCUGGCAGCAGUGAGCUUUUAGAUCUAGGGCAUGCAACAGAGACUGAACGCAGACAGCCUUUCUUCACGGCAUUUUCUAUGAAAGCAUUUUUUGGAUUUACUACUAAAUUGGAACCAGCAACUUCAAAAAAAGAAGCAGUACUUAAGGCAUUUCGAACUUUUGAUACUGAUACAAAUACCGAAGCUGCCAACCAAGACAAGGGUGGUGGUGGUCAUGAUGAUCCAGAAGUACAUCAUGUGCUUCCCAAAAUACAGCAGGCUGACCUGGAGGCCGGCGGCCAGGCUGACCUGAAUAUGGAGCUAGCUGAACAGAAUGAACCAUCUCUUCCUCCUUUAGAGUCUGUACAGCCUCCUUUGUCUGAAUGUGACAGAGAUGACAAGGAUGCCAUUUUUGUACAAAGUACUUUGGCCUAUACAAUAAGUGAUACAGCGUCGGACAAUGAGAGUACAGACCUAGACAGUGAUGGAGAUGAAACAAACAAAUCUGUGUUAAAUAUUGUGGCUUUGUCUGCUGAGUCUUUAGAGAAUAACAACCAGGCUAAGGAACAAUUGGAAUCAGAAGGGUCCAGUGAAAGUAAUGCCACUGUGGAGAGAGAUGAAACUGAGUCAACCUCACCAAUUUCUCAGCAGCUUCCAACAGAGCUGAAUGGUGAUCUGGAAUGUAGCUCAGCUAGAGAAGACCGAAUGUUAACAGACGAGCACUGCAUUGGCCCACCUUCUCUAGGGGAAAAUUCUCAAGAGCCUAUGAGUGGAGAAGAACAAGGAUCUUCAGCAAAUGGCUCUAAUAACACAUCCUCCCCAAUAUCAGCCAUAGAUAAAAAGACCUCUCAGCUACCUGCUUUCUUUAGUGGAUUGCGUGUGCGAAAAAAAGGUCUAGCUGCAGAGGAUGGAGAGACUAUCACAGAAAUUAAACUGAAGGACAGUGAUUUGGCUCUGCUUAAAUUAAAACAGCCUGUUAAGAAAUCUAAUAUUACAUCAGACGUGCUCACUAAAAAGAAACCAGCUGAGCCUAAAACAAGUCCUACUUUCCUGGAACAGCUCUCUCAGCUGUUCAUCCCUAAAAAUGAAGAUAAAGCCGAAGAUUCAGGUGAGGAGACUAGUGAGACUGAGACCAGUGGUGAAGGCCAGGAGAGCAAAGCCACCGAUAGAACAGAGACCCUGUCCCCUGCUGAAGAAACAAAACCAAGCCCACCGGAGUCGGCAUUAGAUGCGUUUAAAGCUUUGUUUACCCGGCCUCCAAAAAAGGAGAUAACUGUUGAUACUUCAGAGCUGGAAGCCAUCAAACGCAAAAUGAGAAAUGAAAAGGAGUCGCUGAAAGCAGUAUUUGAAAGAUCAAAAUCAAAGUCUGGGAAUGGAGCAUCUGACCUGAAAUCUCCUGACCUGAAUCCCUCAGAGCAAGAUGACAAAACUCCAGGGAAACUCCAGGCUGUCUGGCCACCACCUGAAAUCAAUGAUGGAAAAGAAAAAGUGGGGUUGAAGUACACUGAAGCAGCUCACCUAAAACUUUACAAGGAGGGACCACCAGAGUACCAUGCUGCAAUUUUGCAAUUAAAGAGGGAAAACAAGGAAGAAGUUGAAAACUUAAAGUCUCAGUUUGAACUCCAGAUCUUUCAUAUUCGUGGAGAGCAUGCUGUAUCGAACACAAAGCUUGAGGAAACCAUUGCAAAUCUCAAGAAUGAACUGGAAAACAAAUUAAAUAGAAGAAAUGAGGAAGCAAAGGACGUCUGUGUAUCCACUGAAGAUGAUAACCCACCAAAGACGUACAGAAAUGUAUAUAUACAAACUGACAGAGAAACCUUCAUAAAGCCUAGUAAAGAGGAAAAUAUACCAGUGAAGAAUAACCAAAUGGUACCUAAAAAGCUUAAUAUUUCUUCUUUAAAUCAUAGUAUUUCUACCCCAAAUGACAAUAAGGAACCAUGUCACUGUACACAGAUUUCAGAAAGUCUCGCAUCUUGUGAACAGAAACCAAUGUUAGUAUCUCUACCACCACCACCACCACCUCCUCUUCCUGAACUUUCACUACCAGCUUUAGUUCCUCCACCACCUCCCUUGUUACCAGAUUUGGCAUCCACUCUAUUGACAUCCCAGUUUGGAUCUGGGCCACUGCCACUUCCUUCAGGUUGUGGGAAUCUUCCACCGCCGCCACUGCCGCCACCACCACCACCACCACUCCCAGGUUUUGGGCCUCCUGGUCCACCUCCCCUGCCUGGCUCUGGGCCACCUCUACCGGGAAAUGGGCCUCCUCCUCCACCGCCACCUCCUGGGUUCUUUUUCAAUAGCACUCUGUCUUCAAACCAAGGUCCUCGAAAGCCUGCCAUUGAACCUAACUGUCCCAUGAAGCCUUUGUACUGGACUAGGAUACAAAUCAAAGACAGCAGCAAAACAUCUAUACCAACUUUAUGGGACUCAUUAGAAGAACCUGGCAUAGUUGAUACUAGUGAAUUUGAAUAUUUAUUUUCCAAAGAUGCAGUUCAGGAAAAAAGAAAACGCUUAUCAGAGUCUUAUGAAAAGAAAACAAAGGCCAAAAAGAUUAUCAAACUGCUGGAUGGAAAGCGAUCUCAAACUGUAGGAAUUUUGAUAUCCAGUUUGCACCUGGAAAUGAGGGAUAUUCAACAAGCUACACUAAAUGUGGAUGACUCCAUAGUAGACCUGGAAACACUGGAAGCACUGUAUGAGAAUAGAGCGCAAAAGGAUGAACUGGAGAAAAUAAAGCAGUAUUAUGAGACUUCAAAGGAAGAGGAACUGAAGCUCUUGGACAAACCAGAACAAUUUUUGUAUGAGUUAUCCCAGAUCCCCAAUUUUGCAGAACGUGCCCAAUGUAUAAUCUUCCAAUCUGUUUUCUCUGAGGGGAUAACCUCAGUGCAUCGUAAAGUGGAUGUUAUUACUCGUGCUUCUAAGGAUUUGCUGGACAUGACAAGUGUGAAGGAAAUUUUAGGCUUGAUUUUGGCUUUUGGAAAUUAUAUGAAUGGGGGGAACAGGACACGAGGUCAAGCAGAUGGAUUUGGUUUGGAAAUUCUUCCCAAACUAAAGGAUGUCAAGAGCAGAGAUAACGGUAUUAAUCUUGUGGAUUAUGUUGUCAUAUAUUACCUACGACACUUCGACAAGGAUGCAGGAACAGACAAGAGUAUUUUUCCUCUACCAGAACCACAAGAUUUCUUCCAGGCCUCCCAAGUUAAGUUUGAAGACCUAGUAAAAGACUUAAGAAAACUGAAGAGAGAUCUAGAAGCCUGUGAAAAGCAGAUGAGAGUCGUUUGCAAAGAAUCUUCAGAACAGCAUCUCCAGCCCUUCAAGGAUAAAUUGGAAGAGUUUUUUCAGAAAGCUAAAGAAGAACAUAAGACAGAAGAGAGCUCUUUGGAAAAUGCACAAAAAAGCUUUGAAGAAACAGUGGGAUACUUUGGGAUAAAGCCAAAGUCUGGUGAGAAGGAGAUCACACCAAACUACGUUUUCACUGUGUGGUAUGAGUUCUGCAGCGACUUCAAGACCAUUUGGAAACGAGAGAAUAAAAACAUUUCCAAAGAAAGACUGAAAGAGGCUCAGAAAUUCGUAAGCAAGUUAACUGAAGAGAAAAAGGUUGAAACAAAGAAAAUCAAUCCCACGGCUAGUCUGAAAGAAAAACUACGUCAGAAGGAAGCCAGUGUGACCACUAACUGA
Emys orbicularis (European pond turtle) is the source of this 3672-nucleotide messenger RNA. RefSeq names its product formin 1 (gene FMN1). Gene Ontology annotation, biological process: actin nucleation. Gene Ontology annotation, molecular function: microtubule binding. Gene Ontology annotation, cellular component: nucleus; endoplasmic reticulum membrane; cytoplasm. The transcript is spliced from 18 exons. Lineage: Eukaryota; Metazoa; Chordata; Testudines; Emydidae. The coding region runs from base 1 to 3672 and encodes 1223 amino acids. The record is from RefSeq and is a predicted model, not a curated record.